CCGUUUCUUGAACUGUUUAAAAGAAGACAUACGAAAGGCCAAUCCUCAUUUCAAUGCCUGGAAGGGAAAACAUAACCUCAACUCCACUUUGAAAACAAUCUUUGCGAGAACUUUCUUCAGAGAUUUUACAUAGGUGACUUAUACAAUGAAGAAAAAACAGAUUUUCUGGGCGUCUGUGUGUCUGCUACUUAGUUGUGCCUCUGUCCAUCUUAAUGUUGAUUAUGAGGAUGAUGAAGACUAUCCGGACUACCUAGACACUACAGUGUCUAAUUUACCAUCGCUGAGGCUUGUACAUCGAUUUUGUGCAUAUAGAGAGGAGACUGGCCCAUGCAGAGCAUUUCUGAGGAACUAUUUUUUCAACAGUAGCACUCAACAAUGUGAAGAAUUUAUAUAUGGGGGAUGCGGAGGAAAUAAGAAUCGAUUUGAAACCCUGGAAGAGUGCAAAAAAACAUGUGUAGUAGAUUAUGAAAAGGCACUGAAAGCAUUGGUCAAUGCGAAUGAUGACAGAACCCAACCUGACCCUGUGCCUACUGAACCCCUGACACCUCGGCCUACCACUGCUGCCAGAGGUUUAGGCUUUUACGGCCCCUCCUGGUGUCUGACCCCAGCAGACAGAGGACUGUGCAAAGCCCAUGAGAAGAGAUUCUACUACAAUUCGAGUGUUGGGAAAUGCCUCACAUUUAAUUACAGUGGAUGCGGAGGGAAUGAAAACAACUUUGUUUCUGAAAAGUCAUGUCUUAGGGCUUGUAAAAAAGGUAUCACCAAAAAAGCAUCCAGACAAAGAUUAAUUAGAAUUAAAACAAGAAGAAAACACUCAAUGGGAAUAGCAUAUCACUACAACUGAAUUCUACUAAAAUAUUUUAGGUGAAGCAUUUCCCUAUGGUUUCCAUUUUUCUUGCCUAAAAUCCUUUUAAUUAAUAUUUUCAUGAGUUUCCUAUGCAUAUAGCACCUGCUAUGAACACAUUUGCAUCAGUGUUCCUUUACUAAUCCAGCCAAAAUGUUUAUUCUAGGACUAUAAUUUAUUAAUGGACUACUCUGAAUUUAUUUACUCCCUUGACCCCUUUCUAUUUACCACUUAACUACAAAUUACCAGACUGCUGGCCACAUCAAAUCAGUCCAUUUUUCUAUUUGGUGAUCACCUAUUUCAUAAAAAUGUUGUCAUUUGUUUUGCUCACACUUGUAUGUGAUGGUCUCCUUUAUAGCUCAUGCCCAGAAUUAAAAGUACAGAUUUAAAAAACAAGCCCUUUUGGGAUUUCACACCUAAAAUGGUGACAAGCACCUUCUCCUGAUAAAGAUUUCUCCCUUGUGCAUUUGGAAAGAGCUGGUACUAGUAGAAUUCUAUCUCCUGCUUCCCUCCCGAGACACAGUCAUCCUCUUGCACUAACCAGGACCCCAUGGAUUUGAACACAGAAGAGUCAAUUCUGUGUCACGUGCCUGCCUGAUUUUCUUUAACAUUCUUUUUUGUUUGCUAAUGGCCCAUUAUAUCAAUAAAGAUAUGAUUGAUUGAAUAA
This is a messenger RNA of Miniopterus natalensis, 1511 nucleotides long. NCBI's taxonomy places the organism in Eukaryota, Metazoa, Chordata, Mammalia, Chiroptera, Miniopteridae. The record is from RefSeq and is a predicted model, not a curated record.